Molecule: messenger RNA, 1128 nt
Organism: Parnassius apollo (apollo)
Lineage: Eukaryota; Metazoa; Arthropoda; Insecta; Lepidoptera; Papilionidae
Source: the annotation of a GenBank genome assembly
AUGGUGAAUCGCGAAGUGGAUACAGGUCGAGUUAUCGAUGAGGUACGCCUGAGGAAGAAAUUGUGGGAUGCAUCCGAUCCACUCUACAAAAACAAAGAUGCAAGAAACAAAGCCUGGGAGGACAUAGUGGACACAUUGUUCGAAAAUAUUUCAGGAGAAGAAAAACAACAACUUGGACAAAAGCUGGAGUUUGCAACAGAUCAUAUAGCUCAAAUAGCUCUUACUCCAAUGACGCAAGGUCUACACUCGGCACGUAUGCAUCAACAUACAAUUAUCAGACUCCAGCUUACCCAGGGUACGAAACCAAUGAUGCGAAUCCAGGUUAACGGAUCUACAUGCAGCGAGCAACAUAAUCCUAGAAGUAGCGAGCAAGAUAUCUCUAUGGCUUCCACUUCAGAGGGUGAAUCUAUUUCGGUACCAAGGGGGGAACAACGUCAAAGUACCUCCAGUAAAAAUGUGUCACAGCGGAAAGGAAUAUUUCGUGCGAUUGGAGAACCAAAAAAAUUACAAGAAGCUGUCAAUAGGGAUGUACCCGAAAAAGAAGACAGAUUCGAUGUGUUUGCAAGGAACGUAGCAGUGCAGUUAAGAGAAUUAUCAUUCGAGAGAAAAAACAUCGCAAAGAAAGUAAAGCUGCUUGAAACCGAUGUAAACCACCUCAAAUACGUGUUGCUUUCAACUUCUCGAAUAGCAUCUGCGCCAUUUGAUGACAUUAUUUGCGAAAUACAGGAAAGAAAUGAGUUAAACACCCAAAUAUUAUUUUUGAAGAAAGGGGCUAUACUAUCUGUUUUUCCUUGGAAUACGCAACCAAUUUCCGAGAACACAAAGGCUAGGGAAGAACGAUUAGUAAACCGCAACCUCAAGAAAAGACAGCUUUUUGACAUGCCUUCAAGUACACAACAUUGUGAAGAUGAUAUAUUGCCACCAGAAGGAGAUAUUCAUAUAAGUUGGGAGUCUGGGCAAGCAAGGUUGAGAUCUAUGUUGGAAGCUGGUAUGUCGGAUAGUGAAGACGACGUUGCAGUCGAAAGUGAUGCCAGCAUUGAUGAUGAUUAUGUACAAGAAUCUGAUCACGAUUCAAUGUCAGAGCAGAAUGCUUCAUCAAGAAUCCUCAGUUCUUUUAAAAAAGUUUAA